Cinclus cinclus is the source of this 1290-nucleotide messenger RNA. It is a transcript of the gene KDM8, whose product is annotated as lysine demethylase 8. Gene Ontology annotation, molecular function: histone H3K36 demethylase activity. The record is from RefSeq and is a predicted model, not a curated record. The transcript has 7 exons. Gene Ontology annotation, cellular component: nucleus. NCBI's taxonomy places the organism in Eukaryota, Metazoa, Chordata, Aves, Passeriformes, Cinclidae. The coding region runs from base 1 to 1290 and encodes 429 amino acids.
AUGGCGGCGGCCGGCAGCGCGGAGGGUGCAGGCGACAGUCCCGUGCCGUGGGCCGAGGUGCGGGCGCUGCUGCCCCGCGCCGAGGAGGAGCUGUCCUUGGCGCUGAGCGGCGAGGUUGAGGACUGCGUCCUGCUGCUGCUGCGGCGCGCCCGCGCGCUGCUCUACGGCGCGGCGGGCCGGCCCGAGGCGGCAGCGGCGGCGGCGCUGGAGCGCCUCAGCGACGUCCUGCGCGACUACUCCUGGGAGAAGCUGAACGCGGGGCCAUGGAGGGAGGUCGGCAAGGGCUGGCGCCAGGUCUACGCCUACGGCUGCCUCUUCGGGGCGCUGGCCGAGGUGGCCGCGGGCCGCCCGCUCGCGCGCGCCGUGCGCUUGUGCGACCUGGGGCUGCUCAUGGGCGCGGCCGUCCUGGACAACGUCCUGGCGCGCCUGGUGCGCGCGCUGCAGCCGCACCUGCCCCGCGCGGCGCCGCGCGCCCGACCCCGCGCCGAGGUAGCGCCCGCGAACACCCCCCCCGGCCCGGCUGCUGAGGGGAAUCUUCCGCUGCAGAGGGUCCGGCUGCUGCCGCCGCCCGCCGUGCAGCCGGAGCAGGUGAUUCCGCACCUUCACUGUCCUUCGCUGGAGCACUUCAGAGACAGCUAUCUCAUUCCUCAGCGGCCCGUGGUCCUGGAGGGCGUCAUUGACCACUGGCCGUGUAUGAAGAAGUGGAGUGUGGACUAUUUCUGUCAAGUCGCAGGGUGCCGCACAGUCCCCGUGGAGUUGGGUGCUCGGUACACAGAUGAAGAAUGGUCUCAGCAGCUCAUGACUGUCAGUGACUUCGUCAGCCAGUAUAUCAUGGCUGAGAACAAUGUAGGAUACCUUGCCCAGCACCAGCUUUUUGAUCAGAUCCCAGAACUGAAAGAAGAUAUCAGUAUCCCUGACUACUGCUGCUUGGGGGAAGGUGAAGAAGAUGACAUCACCAUUAAUGCUUGGUUUGGUCCAGGAGGCACAAUCUCACCUCUUCAUCAGGAUCCCCAGCAAAAUUUUUUAGCCCAGAUAUUUGGAAGAAAGUAUAUCCGUCUCUAUUCACCACAAGAUUCAGAAAACCUGUACCCCCAUGAAAGCCAGAUUCUUCACAACACUAGUCAGGUUGAUGUGGAAAAUCCAGACUUGGUCAAGUUUCCAAAUUUCACAAAGGCUGCAUUUCAGUCCUGCAUUCUGAUGCCUGGACAGAUUCUGUUUAUUCCAGUUAAAUAUUGGCACUAUGUGCGAUCACUUGAGCUCAGCUUCUCUGUUAGUUUCUGGUGGUCAUAG